Messenger RNA from Fusarium fujikuroi IMI 58289, 624 nucleotides. RefSeq lists its product as uncharacterized. NCBI's taxonomy places the organism in Eukaryota, Fungi, Ascomycota, Sordariomycetes, Hypocreales, Nectriaceae. The coding region runs from base 1 to 624 and encodes 207 amino acids. The record is from RefSeq and is a predicted model, not a curated record. The transcript has 3 exons.
AUGCCUUCUCUCCGAACAACCGUUCUGGCCGUUGCUGCCUCAGCCAUUGCCGUUGUCAACGCCGACUAUGUUAUUGACCCCGAGAGUGUACCCCUGUCUCAACGCCAACCAGGUGUUUGGUGCCAGAACGAAAUAGAAACCUGCCCUAUGAUUUGUAGUCAGACUAGCAAGGGAGAUACCAAGGUCAACGAUUGUGAUCCUAAAACCCUUACAUACGGCUGCAUCUGCGGCGACGGCAAGCAACCCAACGUGUCUGAAUACUCCCUGACCCUGCCAUUCUACGUCUGCCAGGAAUGGGGUAACCAAUGUGUCGAGGACUGUAAGGGUAGUGCCUCUUGCGCUUCUGACUGCCGCCAGAACCACCCAUGCGGUGCCAGCAACCCCAAGAAGUACAACGCCACCUCCACAGCUACCGACACAGCUGCCGUGAAAGCGACAGCCAGCGCUACUGACGAUCCCAAUGUUGUCUACACUGGCACUCCAGGAGGCGACGAUGAUAAUGACUCCGACUCAGACAGCUCAACAACAACAAAGACCAACGGCGCCGCCGUCAUUGAGGCUGGGCGCACAUGGGGCCUGACUGUUGUCUUGAGCACCAUCUUCGCUGGGUUCGCCAUGCUCUGA